ACUCUCUCUCUCUUGUUCACUCUCUAUUUCUCUCGCUUCCUCUAUCUCUCUCUCACUCACUCUUUAUUCCCCCUCUCUCUCUCUUUCUCACUCACUCUCUUUCUCUCACUCUCCCUCACUCUCUUUCGCUCACACUCACUCUCUCUUUCUUCCUCCUCUCUCUCUCUAUCUCACUCACUCUCUUUCUCUCACUCUCCCCCACUCUCUUUCGCUCACACUCACUCUCUCUUUCUUCCUCCUCUCUCUCUCUAUCUCACUCACUCUCUUUCACUCUCCCUCACUCACUUCCGCUCACUCUCACUCUCUUUCUUCCUCCUCUCUCUCUCUCUCUCUAUCUCUUUCACUCACUCUCUUUCUUUCUUUCACUCUCACUCUCUCUUUCUCUCACUCUUUCUUUCUUUCUCCUCUCUCUCUCUUUCUCACUCACUCAAUCCUUCUCUCCAUCCUUCUCUUUUCCUCUAUCUAUAUUUAUUGUCUGUCCCUUUCACUCUCUCUCUCUUACUCAUUCUCUCCAUUUCUCCCUUCUUCUCUGUAUCCCAUUUUCCUCCUCCUCUUUGCACUUUUCAGAUCUCUGUUCUCUCCCCCUCUCCCCUCCCUAUAGAUUUUUCCCUCCCCUCAGUCCCAGUCCAGCUACUUUUCUACCAACAAGUUACACACAUUACAGGACCUAUAGACAACCAGCGUGUAGGGUCCUACACAGGAAAAUCACUCACAUGCCUCAGGGAGACUAACGUGCAAGCGGGGGACAAGGUGACCCUCCCCUCACUAGUGAGAGAGAACAGAGGAGCAGAAGAACAGAGGUUUUCACAAGCGAAGACAACUGUGUUUCUAAAUUGGUUUUCCAACUCUACAGAGGGCACCAGUGGACAAUGCUGGCAGCUAUGUAUGGCAACUGUAUACUGAGCAUCAGACCACAAAGUCACUUUUAACCAGACUAGAGAGAUCAUUUCAAGUUGACCCACAGAGUUGGACAUUUCAGUCAAAAGUCCUCCAUUAAAGAAAGCAUAAAGGUACUUUAAAUAUAUACAAAUUUAUUUCACAUUCUACUGGAUGCCACAACAAAGCACAACUACAAACCCUCUAGACUACAAAGAGGCAGGCUACCAUCUGUGGCUUAUUGCAGGAUCCUGACAGUGGAGAGGACAUCAGUUUUUGAGCCAUAGGUCUUCACAAAAGGAAUUUAUGUCGUCUGCUUCAUCCAAUACACAUCAUAGGCCAGUCACAAUGAGUUUUGGGAAUCUUCCUGUCAUCAAAACUCUGAUGUCCCGCACCAAGCGUGGACAACGCAUGGAGCUAACCCCAGACAUGAUAAGCCCCCCACUUGGGGACUUCCGCCAUGUCAUGCACGUAGGCCGUAAAGGAGAGGUCUUUGGAGACACGUCCUUUCUUAGUAACUAUAUGGAGAAACGAAGACAAAACCGAUGGAAUUACAUCACCCACAAAUUAAGCCAUGCAGGGUGGAUUAAUUCUGCAAGACCAUCAUUUAGAGGUAGAACCGAGCAGUCCACGUCUCCACCACCGCCUCCUAUCUCCCCCAUCAUUAAGAACGCCAUAUCCUUGCCCACACUUGCCAACCGCAGCUGGGAUGAUGGGCGGGAUGAGGACAAAGACAUAGAUACACAAGACAUCUGGAAUUCCAUCUCCGAGACAAACAGCCCAUAUGGAAAUCCCUCAGGAUACAGCACUCUCCCACGUCUCCCCAGGUCUGAGGAACCAUCAGAAGAUACCAGCUCUCAUCAGCUCGAAGAGGAUGGAAGCAGCGCCGGAAUAGGAGAAGGUGAAGAUGCCAGCAUUUGCACUGUGCCCUUGGAGCUCUCAAGCAGCCUCUGGCGAUCUGACUCCAUGGAAUCAUUUGUGAUAGACUUUGGUCCCUCCCUCAUCAGUCAGAUCCUGGGAGAAACAGAAGCUCUACAGAACAGCCAACAUGAAGAACAAGGCAGUCGCCCGACCUACACCUCAAUCUCCAAUAAAAGCGAAAGUGCAGAAAACAACGACUGGGAGCACUUUGAGCCCACUUAUAACAUCCAGGAACCAGAGUCACUUUCAUCCAGAGAACAAACCCCUGUAAUGGAAGAAAUGGAGGUAGAUACAGAAGAAAAUGUCAGUGUCCUUCACCAAAGGCCGGACGCCAUACGUGUUUUAUGGGACUCUGAUGAGGAACCUGCUCUAGAGUUAUAAAAAAAGGUGCAGCUAUAAUAUCAAGAAAAAUUGACAUUUGUAGGUAAUUUGAGCUACAAUCUCCGACUUGUAGCAAAACACUAAUUACCUAACAGUAAGGACUGACUCACCAAUGACAUUAUUGUGAUGGAGCAGACACAGUGUUCCCCAACCUAUAUAUAUUGUAUAUAUAUUGUUACAAUGUUACAACAUACUCUGUAUCAAGUUACUGCCAAAUUUCUUUUUUCCACCUAUUUUAUUUUUUUUUUAAUCUUAAACUGAUGGUAACCCCUCCCCUUUUUAACCCCUUAAUGACCACAGCACUUUUCCAUUUUCUGUCCGUUUGGGACCAAGGCUAUUUUUAAAUUUUUGCGGUGUUUGUGUUUAGCUGUAAUUUUCCUCUUACUCAUUUACUGUACCCACACAUAUUAUAUACCGUUUUUCUCGCCAUUAAAUGGACUUUCUAGA
This is a messenger RNA of Bombina bombina (fire-bellied toad), 2625 nucleotides long. RefSeq names its product CDC42 effector protein 1 (gene CDC42EP1). The record is from RefSeq and is a predicted model, not a curated record. The transcript is spliced from 3 exons. NCBI's taxonomy places the organism in Eukaryota, Metazoa, Chordata, Amphibia, Anura, Bombinatoridae. The coding region runs from base 1183 to 2178 and encodes 331 amino acids.